AUGAAUCAACAACAAAAUUUGGAAAAUUCUUCCCACGCAGCCUCGUCGAGGAAUGGCUUGAUCGGAGGAGGCUUGUUUUUCGUGAAUCAAAUAUUGCUUGCCUAUCGGUUGGGAUUUCAAACUCUCAAAAAGACAGUCUUGGGUAUGAGAGAACAAUUUGCCGCCAAUUUUUCUAAAGAGGAGGAACAUUAUGUUUAUAAACAAAUUGAUAGUAUGCUCCGACGUGGUAGUGAUAAUCCUAAUUUGCAUUCUAUUGUGAAAUCAUUGGAACAAGUUACUUUUUAUUCAAAUCAAGCUGAGGCAUUAUUUAAAUUCUUUGCAAAGGAUUUAAAGCUUCCGAUUGUUUAUGGUUUUCAACCAUUUUCUCAGAAGGAAAAUUACCCUAUCGAUCAAUCAACUCGUAUGGGAUGUGUUUCUCUUAAUAAUUUCAAGAUUCAAUGUGUGGAACAACCUGGAUUGAACAAAAUAAGAGGAUAUAUUAGUCAUAUCUUUACUGUACUGUUUGGUGAGAGAGUUGUUGGUGCAAAAAAGCAAGAGGAACAAUCUGUACAACGCAAUCUACUCUCUCUUGAUGGAAUUGCCUCAUUACUCACAAGUUUUGGAAGUGUUCACACAUUUGGAUUAUUGGGAGUCUCACUUUUUCCAUCAGCUUCGGGAGAUUCCGAUAGGAAAAUACUUAAAUCUAGAGGAAUUAUUUGCACAAGCCAGUUCAAGAAUUAUCAUGAAUUUUACAUGACUAAGUCGAUGCUAUCAAAACUGAAAUUGGAAGACAAAAAGAUAAUAGGAUUUAAACAAACAUUUUUAUUUGGAACCAUGUGGGAAUUUUACAGAAAGUAUAUUUACAGAAAUGAACCAUUUAAGAAUCAUGGAAUAUAUACCAUUAAUUAUCAUCCAUUCUUUGAAUUAGUAAUGAAAUUGGUUACCGAAAAAAAUGUAAAAUACGAAACCUCAAAAUCAAGUCUUGUAGGGAAAUUGAAUUCCAAACAACAGCAGUCAGAGAAGAUGUGGAAGGAUUGA
Molecule: messenger RNA, 1017 nt
Organism: Naegleria gruberi
Lineage: Eukaryota; Heterolobosea; Eutetramitea; Acrasida; Naegleriidae
Exons: 2
Coding region: 1-1017 (338 amino acids)
Source: RefSeq, a predicted model, not a curated record